GCGAGCAAGAUCGGACGUCCGAUCGGACCCGACGAUGGCGAACCAUCUGGAGGGCCUGGUGGAGACGAUAAAGUCGAAGGUGCGGGCGCUGAAGAAGACCAAGAAGCCGUACGUGAAGAUGGACAAGAGCUCCAGCGUGAAGGUGGAGAUCCGCAGCCGCAAGGCACGCAAGCUCAUCGACAAGACGCUCAAACACGCCGAUCAACCCGCCAAGCGCGGCUUCUUUUAGGCCUCACCUGAUCUCUCUCUCAAUCCUCUCUCUCUCUCUCUCUCUCCCUCUCUCUUAGAAAUCGAGGAGAGAUCAGUCGGGUAAAGGGAGAUGAUGAUGAUGAUGAUGAUGAUGAUGAUAAGUUCGUGUUCCGUUAGGAGUUGGUCUCUUUACUUUGGUUUUCGUUCUUUUUCAUCGUCGUUCUCGGGUCUGUACCUGCCAUUUCUGGGUUUCUGACUAGGUUUAGGGCGACACUGGAAUGAAAGGGUUCCGGUGUGCGGCGUUGGAGAGGCGUCGUUUGUUCCAAGUUUGAUUGUACAGAGAUAAGGGUUCCGUUGAAACAUAUCGUCCCAUCAAGCAA
Messenger RNA from Eucalyptus grandis, 569 nucleotides. RefSeq lists its product as uncharacterized. NCBI's taxonomy places the organism in Eukaryota, Viridiplantae, Streptophyta, Magnoliopsida, Myrtales, Myrtaceae. The transcript has a single exon. The coding region runs from base 35 to 229 and encodes 64 amino acids. The record is from RefSeq and is a predicted model, not a curated record.